This is a messenger RNA of Hirsutella rhossiliensis, 696 nucleotides long. RefSeq lists its product as uncharacterized. The coding region runs from base 1 to 696 and encodes 231 amino acids. Lineage: Eukaryota; Fungi; Ascomycota; Sordariomycetes; Hypocreales; Ophiocordycipitaceae. The transcript is spliced from 3 exons. The record is from RefSeq and is a predicted model, not a curated record.
AUGGCAUCUCAGCCCGUCCCCGGCACAGAUCGCAUCCGCUCCCUCGACGACCAAGACGCCAUCUACCACGCUUUUGACGCCUACCCCUGGGCAAAGGACAAGACUUUUCUGUCCGGCCUGUCCGCCAUCCUCGGCGAGCCCAAUCCCCAGAACCCCCGAGGCUCCCCUGCCGACAUCGCCACCCACGCCCGCAUCUUCUACUACGCCCAGCGCAUAGGCGUGCAAAUCGACUUUGCAGACUACCACGCAUGGCUCGCCCGCCACCCUGACCACCAACCCCCCCAGCUCAUCCCUCAUGAUUCCCUCUCCCCGGAACGGCGGCAGCAUGAGGCCCCAUCACCUCUUUCAUGGCAGCAUGCUGCGCCCAAGGCAGACCUCUACGUCGAUCGCAGCCACCAGUCGUCAUCAGCCGCUGGCGGGGAGCCAAACUACCCCAUGGGCUUUGCCGAGAUGCUCAAGCUGCUUCAGGAGGGCAAGCCCGUACCGGGCAUCAGGCAGAUUCCCAACACCAUUGCCAGAGAUCCGUCCAUCAAGCCUGUUGGCACGCGGGCAGCCCCCAAAAAGCCAUGGGAAAAGGACAUUACUCCUACUCCUCCUGAGAUGAAUCUUCCCCAGGCCCUCGACUCCGACUUCCCCCCAAUCGAUGGCGAGUCCCCCGAGUCAUCUACUGAGGCGACGGGAGCAAGGGGCUCGUAA